This is a messenger RNA of Pseudozyma flocculosa PF-1, 1056 nucleotides long. RefSeq lists its product as uncharacterized. NCBI's taxonomy places the organism in Eukaryota, Fungi, Basidiomycota, Ustilaginomycetes, Ustilaginales, Ustilaginaceae. The record is from RefSeq and is a predicted model, not a curated record. The coding region runs from base 1 to 1056 and encodes 351 amino acids. The transcript is spliced from 3 exons.
AUGGCAGACUCAACAAGAGAGGCGGCUGCGGAUCCGCCGCGGGAGCGUCGCCGAAGCACCAGCCCGCAUCCUCACUCCUCCUCUGCCCGCCGGCACCGCGACGCGGCAGAGACGCAAGAAAGACACGGAUCCCGUUCAGACCGACACAGAGACGACGAUCGCAGCAGCAAGAGGGACCGAGGCGAGGACCGUGGCGAGGAUGCGCGCAAGGACCGACACAGGGACAGCCACCGCCGCUCCGACGCCGCAGAUCGACCCUCGUCUAGCCGCCACCAUCGAUCCCGCUCCCGCUCUCGCUCUCGAUCCCCCUCCUCCCGCCGUGACAGGGAUCGCCGUCAUCAUCAUCCAUCCGACCGCGACCGCGACCGCGACCGUGACCGUGACCGCCACCAUGAUCGCGAUAGGGACGGCUCGCGGAGGCAUCGCAGCUCUCGUCACCGGUCACGUUCCCGCUCCCGCUCCCGCUCGCCGUCCGACUCGGACGACAGCCACCGCGAGUCCAAAGAGGAGCGACGCAGGCGAAAGGAAAAGAAGCGCCAGCGGAAAGAGGAAAAGCAGCGCUCCAAGGCCUCUGCCGCUGUCACCGAGCAAUGGGGAAAGCAUGGCAUCAUCUCCGAGACCGACCUCACUUCAAAGCUCGAGGCAGAGUUCCGCGCCUGGCUCGUCGAGGAGCGGCACAUCAAUCCGGAAACCCUGUCCAAGGCCAACGAGAAAAAGGAGGCGUCGCGCUUUGUCGAGGACUAUAACACGGCCACCUUCACCAAUCCAAAGUAUUACAACCUCGACCUGCACGAGCGCAAGAUGGCCGCCAUCAGGGCGGGCGAGACGCUGCUGGACACCGACGGGUACGAUCCGCGCGCCGACGAGGAGGCGGCGCGGCUGUCGCACCGCCGAGCGGCCAAGGUGCAGGACAGCUACAUGAGCCGCUCCCAGCUCGAGGAGCUGCGCAGGGUGCAGAACGAGCGGAUCGAGGCGGGCAAGAUGAAGCAGCUCGGCAUCAAGACGAGCGCCAGCAUGGGCGUGCGCAUGGACGGUAGCAAGUUUGACAAGCGGUAG